AUGAGCCAAAUCUCUGUAUCUUCUUCAUUGGCACCCUUCACUUCUUCUCUUUCCUUCAUUUCUCUUCGUUCUUUUUCUCGCUCUUCCCCUUUAUUUUACUCCAAACCUCGUUUCUCCUACUCAUUACUCCGACUUAGAGUUCGUUCCAGUACAAGAACAAUGGCAUCUCACAUUGUUGGGUAUCCCCGUAUGGGGCCUAAGAGAGAAUUGAAAUUUGCAUUGGAAUCCUUUUGGGAUGGGAAGAUCAAUGCUGAGGAAUUGCAAAAUGUUGCACGUAGUUUGAGGACGUCAAUUUGGAAAGAGAUGGCUGAUGCUGGGAUUAAGUAUAUUCCGAGUAACACCUUCUCAUACUAUGAUCAAGUAUUGGACGCUACCGCGAUGCUUGGUGCCGUUCCCCCAAGAUACGGAUGGAAUGGUGGAGAGAUUGGGUUUGAUGUUUACUUUUCGAUGGCUAGGGGUAAUGCCACUGUCCCUGCUAUGGAGAUGACUAAGUGGUUCGACACCAACUACCACUACAUUGUCCCUGAAUUGGGUCCUGACAUGCAGUUUACAUAUUCCUCACACAAGGCAGUGGAUGAGUAUAAGGAGGCCAAGGCUCUUGGAGUUGAGACUGUACCAGUGAUAGUUGGCCCAGUGUCUUACCUAUUGUCAUCAAAGCCAGCUAAGGGAAUUGAGAAGUCUUUCCCUCUUCUUUCUUUACUUGAAAAAAUUCUUCCCGUCUAUAAGGAAGUGAUUACUGAACUUAAGGCUGCUGGUGCAUCCUGGAUUCAGUUUGAUGAACCCAAACUCGUCAUGGAUCUUGAUGCUCAUCAAUUGCAAGCCUUCACACACGCCUACUCAGAGCUAGAGUCUUCUUUAUCAGGCUUAAAUGUUCUCAUUGAAACCUACUUUGCUGAUGUUUCAGCAGAGGCCUACAAAACUCUCACCUCAUUGAAGGGUGUAACUGCUUUUGGAUUUGAUCUUGUUCGUGGCACAAAGACCCUUGAAUUGGUCAAGGGUGGAUUUCCUUCCGGAAAGUAUCUUUUUGCUGGAGUUGUGGAUGGGAGAAACAUUUGGGCUAAUGACCUUGCAGGUUCUCUUAGCAACUUGCAGGCUCUUGAGGGCAUUGUUGGAAAAGAUAAGCUUGUUGUAUCUACCUCAUGCUCUCUCCUUCACACUGCCGUUGAUUUGGUGAAUGAAACUAAGUUAGAUUCAGAGAUCAAGUCAUGGCUUGCAUUUGCUGCUCAGAAAAUUGUUGAGGUGAAUGCCUUGGCGAAGGCAUUGUCUGGUGAGAAAAAUGAGGCUUAUUUUUCAGCAAAUUCUGCUGCUCAAGCUUCAAGAAAAUCUUCCCCUAGAGUCACUAAUGAGGCAGUGCAGAAGGCAGCUGCUGCCUUGAGGGGAUCUGAUCAUCGUCGUGCCACAAAUGUGAGCGCCAGGUUGGAGGCUCAACAGAAGAAGUUAAACCUUCCACUCCUACCUACCACCACAAUUGGCUCUUUCCCUCAAACCAUGGAUCUCAGAAGAGUCCGCCGUGAAUUCAAGGCUAACAAGAUCUCUGAGGAAGAGUAUGUGAAGGCUAUAAAGGAAGAGAUUAGAAAGGUUGUCGAACUCCAAGAGGAGCUUGACAUAGAUGUUUUGGUCCAUGGAGAACCAGAGAGGAAUGACAUGGUUGAGUACUUUGGGGAACAACUAUCUGGCUUCGCUUUCACUGUUAACGGAUGGGUCCAAUCUUAUGGGUCUCGAUGUGUCAAGCCCCCCAUCAUUUAUGGUGAUGUGAGCCGUCCGAAUCCCAUGACUGUCUUCUGGUCCACAAUGGCCCAGAGCAUGACAAAACGGCCCAUGAAGGGAAUGCUCACUGGCCCUGUUACAAUUUUGAACUGGUCUUUUGUCCGAAAUGAUCAGCCUAGGUUUGAGACUUGCUAUCAGAUUGCCUUGGCCAUCAAGGAUGAGGUUGAGGAUCUUGAGAAGUCUGGAAUUAAUGUCAUCCAGAUUGACGAAGCUGCUUUAAGAGAGGGUUUGCCUUUGAGGAAGUCUGAGCAGCCUUUCUACUUGGAUUGGGCUGUCCACUCAUUUAGGAUUACCAAUUGUGGGGUUCAAGACACAACUCAGAUUCAUACCCACAUGUGCUACUCGAAUUUCAACGACAUCAUCCACUCUAUUAUCAACAUGGACGCUGAUGUGAUCACCAUCGAGAACUCUAGAUCAGAUGAGAAACUCCUUUCUGUGUUCCGUGAGGGUGUCAAAUAUGGUGCUGGCAUUGGCCCAGGUGUUUACGACAUCCACUCCCCAAGAAUCCCGUCUACAGAAGAAAUUGUGGAUCGUGUCUCCAAAAUGCUUGCUGUCCUUGAAUCUCACGUUCUUUGGGUUAACCCUGACUGUGGUCUGAAGACAAGGAAGUAUGCUGAAGUCAAGCCAGCCCUUAGCAACAUGGUUGCUGCUGCCAAGGCUGUUCGCACUCAGCUUGCCAGCAGUAAGUGAGUCAACAUCGUCCCUACUAAUUGAGAAAAUAAAACAUGAACGGAAAGAAUGAAGGUUUUCACUGUAUCAACUGAGAUCAGUUUACUUGUUAUUUGCUAUCUUUUUAAUGUUACCUUAUUCUUUUUUUUUCUCUCUCUUUCUUUUCUUUUGAUCACUUGAGGGCACCUCAUGAGCUGUUCAAAUUUGUGAGCACGAGUUUAUAAAUACAAAUAUUUCAGUUGUAUACUUGUAUGCUGUUUGCUCCUUGUUCUUAAUUCAUCUAUUAUUCACCCGACUGUUA
Molecule: messenger RNA, 2737 nt
Organism: Chenopodium quinoa (quinoa)
Lineage: Eukaryota; Viridiplantae; Streptophyta; Magnoliopsida; Caryophyllales; Amaranthaceae
Product: 5-methyltetrahydropteroyltriglutamate--homocysteine methyltransferase-like
Exons: 12
Coding region: 1-2457 (818 amino acids)
Molecular function (GO): zinc ion binding; 5-methyltetrahydropteroyltriglutamate-homocysteine S-methyltransferase activity
Source: RefSeq, a predicted model, not a curated record